Sporisorium graminicola is the source of this 1119-nucleotide messenger RNA. RefSeq lists its product as uncharacterized. Gene Ontology annotation, molecular function: pyridoxal kinase activity. Lineage: Eukaryota; Fungi; Basidiomycota; Ustilaginomycetes; Ustilaginales; Ustilaginaceae. Gene Ontology annotation, cellular component: cytosol. The transcript has a single exon. The record is from RefSeq and is a predicted model, not a curated record. Bases 1 to 1119 code for a protein of 372 amino acids. Gene Ontology annotation, biological process: pyridoxal 5'-phosphate salvage.
AUGGCAGCCAACGUACCAGAUCCCUCCCGCAUCCUGAGCAUACAGAGCCACGUAGUGUCCGGCUACGUCGGCAACCGAUCCGCCACCUUCCCGCUUCAGCUGCUCGGAUGGGAUGUCGACGUGACCAACACGGUCCAGUUCAGCAACCACACGGGCUACGGGCGAUGGGGAGGCCUGCGCUUCGACGCCGAACACCUGCAGACCAUCUUCGACGGACUCGAGAGCAACGGCUUGCUUCGCUACUCGCGCAUGCUCACCGGGUACAUGCCGUCUGCAGCAGUGGUGCAGACGGUGCUUCAACUGGUCAAGAAGCUGCGCUCGCGCCAGGGUGGCCAGGAGGGCGGGUUGAUCUACCUGCUGGAUCCCGUUAUGGGCGAUAUGGGGAGAGGCAUGUACGUCGCACCGGAAGUGCUUCCAAUCUAUCGCGAAAUGCUGCAGUACUCGACCAUCAUCACGCCCAACCAGUUUGAGGCACAGGCACUGACGGGAGUCGAUAUCGUCGAUCUGGCAAGCCUCAAACAAGUUAUCCUUACGCUGCACAAGAAGCACAAGGUGCCCCACGUCAUCAUCACCUCGAUAGAGCUGCCGGAUGCCGAUCUGGCUGCGAUCGGUGCGCAUCGCAACCUUUCGGACGGCCGACAGGCCAUGCUUCAAGUCGGCUCGAGCUGCGAGAUCACGGUAGAUGCAGGUGGGGAGCGACAGGAGCCAAGUGUAUCAGUGGAGGAUCUGGAGAUCUGGUCGAUUCAAUUCCCUGAAGUGCAAGGCUACUUUUCUGGCGUAGGCGACAUGUUUGCCGCACUCACACUCGGAAGGUUCCAUCCUGAGUCACCCACCUCCUCAACAACAGCAGGACAGGGCGACGGAAUGGCUAAUAAACCUCUCACGCCCAUCGCAAAGGCAAGCGAACUGGCGAUCGCAAGUCUGCAAGGCAUCCUCGCCAAUACAUGUAGUGUCAUAGAUCAACUUGAAAAGGAGCUCGCGCCGGCUGCCGACGGAAAGGUGGAUGAAGCGCAGGAACGAGUGGACAGGAUGCGUAGGAGAGAGCUCAGGGUGGUGCAGAGUAAGCGCGAGAUCGAGUCGCCGACGAUUGUGUAUCGCGCAAGGUGGAUCAGCAGCUAA